AUGGUGUGAAAUUUAUUGUAAUUACUCGAUCGUGUUCUUUUUAUUAGCUUCCCUGAUCUCUUUCAUUUGUAUUAUCUCUUGUAAAAAAAAUAAAGAAGAAGAAGAAGAAUGGGAAGAGCCCCAUGUUGCUCAAAGGUGGGUUUGCGUACAGGUCCAUGGAGUGCAACAGAAGAUACUUUGCUAACUAAUUAUAUUCGGGUACAUGGUGAAGGCCAUUGGAGAAAUUUGCCAAAAAGAGCUGGAUUGCUUAGAUGUGGGAAGAGUUGCAGGUUAAGAUGGAUGAAUUAUCUGCGACCAGACAUAAAGAGAGGAAACAUUUCUUCUGAUGAAGAAGACCUAAUUAUCAGGCUUCAUUCUCUUCUUGGUAAUCGUUGGUCUCUCAUCGCAAAAAGACUACCAGGCCGAACUGACAAUGAGAUUAAAAACUACUGGAAUUCCAAUCUUAGUAAGAGAGUGGAAACAAGUAGAGUAACUCAACCAAAAGCAGCAAGAGUGGUCAAGAAAAAGAACCAGUCCACCAAUGGCAAGAAACAAAAGAGCAAUAACGACGACAACGACAGUAGUAAUACUGCAAACGAAGAGAUUACGAAGGUGAAAAUUUAUCUCCCCAAGGCAGUCAAGGUUUCCCCAUAUUCUUUUGCAAUUAGAAGCACGGGUUUCGAUAACAUGGGAAGUGGUUCAUCAUCACCUUCCGAUGGGGAAAAAAACAUAAUAAGAUCAAAUGACACAAAUCCAGUUGCAUGGUGGCCUGAUCUUGUCGAAGAAAAAGCUACUAAUUCUGAGGUGGGCGGUAGUUGUCGCAAUGGAGAACCUAGUCUUGCAAAUUAUGGAAGUGAUUUUUCAUUCUUGGACUUUGUUCCUAUUGAAGGUAACAUGCUAGAUGAAAUCAUUGGGGAGUAUCAGCAGCUUCUUAAUUUUGAGGAAGACGUUCAACUAGAUUCCUUUGAGGAUCUUCUUUCUGUUUAAUAUAUUAUAAUGUAGUUUGGAGUGAU
Pistacia vera is the source of this 992-nucleotide messenger RNA. RefSeq names its product transcription factor MYB13-like. NCBI's taxonomy places the organism in Eukaryota, Viridiplantae, Streptophyta, Magnoliopsida, Sapindales, Anacardiaceae. The record is from RefSeq and is a predicted model, not a curated record. The coding region runs from base 109 to 966 and encodes 285 amino acids. The transcript is spliced from 2 exons.